Molecule: messenger RNA, 1111 nt
Organism: Camellia sinensis
Lineage: Eukaryota; Viridiplantae; Streptophyta; Magnoliopsida; Ericales; Theaceae
Source: RefSeq, a predicted model, not a curated record
ACCCAGGGUACGAACGGACCUUUAAUUCCCUGGUAAGGUCAGCAGCCCAGAGAGACCGGAGUGGGGAAGCGGCAACCUUUGGGGGGUGGGGUGGGUAUGAGAGGAAUUUAAUGGAGUCCGGAGGGUAAGAUGGGAAAUUUCAGCGUCAAAAUGGAGAAUGAAUGGAGAGAGAAAUAGGAAGAAAUUUGAGAGAUUUAAGAAAACGAAGCAGAAAAGUUUGGAAAGUGUUAGAGAGAGAGAGAGAGAGAGAGAGAGAGGACAAGGCAAAAGCAAAGAAAGAAGGGUAACUACAGUGACAGGAGGGCGGAGGAGCUCUGCGAUUUACCAAUUCACCCAAUAUCACUUUUUGCACCUUCUUCUGACUUUACUGGAGAAGUUGAAAGCACAAUACUCAAACUUGGAAGGCCUGCCUCCUGAUAGAAUUGUGCCAACUGUGGGGCUAAACAUUGGGCGUGUUGAAGUGUCAAAUACAAAACUAGUGUUCUGGGACCUGGGAGGUCAGCCUGGUCUUCGCUCGAUCUGGGAGAAAUAUUAUGAAGAGGCACAUGCUGUAAUAUAUGUAGUUGACGCUGCUUGCCCAUCACGUUUUGAAGAUUCAAAAUCUGCACUUGAAAAGGUUCUUCGGCAUGAGGAUCUGCAAGGAGCCCCUCUUUUGAUAUUAGCAAACAAGCAGGAUCUUGCUGAAGCUGUAUCAGCUGAAGAACUUGAUCGAUAUCUAGAUCUCAAGAAAUUAGAUGAAAGGGCUUACACACUUCAAGCUGUUUCGGCUUAUGAUGGGAUGGGAAUUAAAGAAAGUGUGGACUGGCUUGUAGACAUUAUGGAGAGAAGUAAGAGAACAGAAAUGCUGAGAAUCCGUGCUGGCGUAACAAACCCAGGAUCUGCUUAGAAGAGAUUAUAUGAAUACACAUUUUGUUUUUUGUUUUUUACCCAAGCUUUUGUAACUUCUGUAAGUAAAUCAUGGUUCAACUUGGAUCCUACAUGAUUGGAACUUGAUCAAUUGGUUACCCUUUAAACAUUGUAGUGCUUUUUUAUUGGAAAAUUUGUAUGAUUUGGAGUAAUACUUUUGAUUCCUUAAUGACAAUCAAAUUUUGAGUUAAUGCAUUUGAGUGAA